Phytomonas sp. Hart1 is the source of this 1535-nucleotide messenger RNA. Lineage: Eukaryota; Euglenozoa; Kinetoplastea; Trypanosomatida; Trypanosomatidae. The record is from the annotation of a GenBank genome assembly.
CGUAAACAUUCGGACAGUAUAAAGCAUUUUAAAGGAUAAAUGAACCAAGGGCAGAUACCUUGAGAGAGUUUAUUAUCUCGCUUCUCAACUCUCAGUGGCCCUUAUGAGAUUUUCAAAUUCUCCCCUAUAGUAAACAUUCAUAAAUUAAAAGCGAAAUCCAACGAACUUAGGGCAGGAGCAACCUCAACAAAUGGAAGCUAUUCAAACUAUGUAUACGGACAUUUUGUGGAAGACAAUAAAACCUCCCAUUCCAGUGCAAUUGGAAACGUCCUGUCGUUUGUCACCGCGCUUUGGUUUCUUGUCCUAAAAGGCAUCAGGAUAAGAAUAGCGCUCGGAACCGAAUUGACUCCAUUGAAUGGAAUCCCUGAUUUAUCAUAAGCAUGACGCAAACUAGAAUAUGAGUAGAAUCCACAGGGUGCGUGUGUAUGAAGAUGUCAACGUAUAAUGAAUUUGGUAAAGUUGUAGUCUUUUGAAUCAAAGAAGAAGUAUCCAUGGAUAUGCAAAAAUAAACUUUCUUGAAUCCUUGUCACAAUGCUAAACAUAUUCCAAAAGGAUAGUACACAUAUAUAAAAAUAAAUCAAGUAUACACCUACCCAACAGGGAAAAUGGCAUUCUCCAACUCGCAGCGAAAGAAACUGAAGAGGGAUAAAGAAUACCUCCCCCCGCUGAGCGAUGGCCCUUUCGGGACCUUUCCCACGUCCCAGACGGGGGGCCGCGACAGGCCCUAUGUCACGUGCGCCGCAACGGCCGCGGUUGGGCGCCACAAACCCGGAGCCCACACGAAGUCCGCGGGGGAAUCCUCGACGGCGGCCACCCCCUCCAAAGAGAUCCUUGUAAGCCAUACCGGGACGGGCGGUAUGACGGCGAGCAGCUUAGUGGGAUUCGGGGCCGAAGAAUAUUCCCUCCGUGAUGGUCGGUUUGGCGAUCCAAAGGGGCCCGCGAGGACGGGGGUCUUUUCAAAACAGGUCAUCCCACCGACGGACUUCAGGCGUCACUAUGAACGAGGCGACCUUCCCCUUUCCAUUCAACACGCCACACAACGCGUGUUGCAAUGGAAAGUCGAAGUGAAAAAGUUAGAUUAUCACUACUAUUUGCCCAUUUUUAUGGAUGGCCUGCGGGAGUUGGAGGAGCCUUAUAGUUUUGUAGCACUACGGGGUACUAUUGAUCUUUUGGAACUAGGCGGAUCAAAGAUACUGGCAACCAUUCCACAGCUUAUUGUUCCACUAAAGACCGCCCUCAACGUGCGGCAUCCAGAGAUUUUGGUAAAAGUCAUGAAGGUCUUGAAGCAACUCUUGGUUAGCGGGGAGUAUGUGGGCGAGGCGUUGGUGCCAUACUACCGUCAGCUCCUUCCGGUCCUCAAUAUUUUUAAGAAUAGGAGCAGGAGUACGGGUGAUCGCAUGGACUUUGGACAGUACAAACAUCGUGAUAUUACGGGCUUGAUAAACGAGACGCUGAACAUGCUAGAGAAGUACGGGGGUGAAGAUGCAUUUAUUAACAUCAAAUAUUUGGUCCCGACGUACGAAUCUUGUAUGUAG